Messenger RNA from Aedes albopictus (Asian tiger mosquito), 3215 nucleotides. RefSeq lists its product as uncharacterized. NCBI's taxonomy places the organism in Eukaryota, Metazoa, Arthropoda, Insecta, Diptera, Culicidae. The transcript has 8 exons. Bases 1233 to 2600 code for a protein of 455 amino acids. Gene Ontology annotation, cellular component: membrane. The record is from RefSeq and is a predicted model, not a curated record.
UUUCGUCGAACAACUAACUCAUUGAAUACGCGCGGUUAGUUUUCCGUCCUCCGUAAGAAUACGCGCCGUUUGUGCUGCGCACGAGCUCACCACCGCCGAUAACAGUCCACCGACCAGCACAAUGUGCGAAGAGAGAGUUUUGCGGUAGACCCAGUACGAAUCGUGCGUGCGUGCGUGAAAGACGGCCGGCGAAGACCGCGUGCGAGUGAAUGGCAACUUCAAAUUUGCAUUCGAAUCGGUGGCGCUACAAGUGGUGCUGCUAAUUUUAGGGGCCAAGAUUUUUUUUUCUUUUCGGAUGCAUGUGUCGCUCAAGUGUGAGAAGUGAUAUUGUUAACGAAGCGAUCGAGUGUUGCGGCCAUCAUUUCACGCAUAAUCGGUAUAGCAAAAUAUUUUGCAUUUUGUGAUUCGAAGGAAAAUUCUCUAGGGUGGAAAAUGUGAACGAAUCGACAUCGACGAAGAAAGUGUCGUGCAUGAAAAAAUCAACGGAUCUCGCGCCAGUUGCAUUGUCUGUGAGGAUUAUUUUUACAGCGCUCCCGGUCUGUCCCAUAAAUUACAGGGGAAAGUUAUCUGUAUUUUCAUCAAUUUCCCACCGGCAUGUGAUGUGCGACGUUCUGUGUGAAAAUUUCUGAGGUGCAUUUCAAUCGAAAACAGCAAAAUGUUAACGGCGUUCCUCGACUCUACAUAAUGUUAACUGAAGUGUAUAACGUUUAAUCGCUAAGCUUGCUAGAAAUGACAUUGUUCCGUAGAACAGGGUAACAUUGGUCCGCAGAUUAAUUGCAGAUCGCAGCAGUAACACGAAUAAUGCAAACAAAAAUGUGACUUUCAAUCCCACGAACCGACGGAUGAUGUGAUAUGAGAUAAGUUUGAGUGUUUAAAAAUAAGUAGCAAUCUUCGACGACAACCACCACCAUCGUUUUAGCUAGUGAAUGCGAGCGUCCGAAAGUGUGAAUACCUACAUUGUGUGCAUGCAACGUAUAGCUAGGUGCAUCUAUUUAGAAAAUAAAGAGCCAAAAAGUGUGUGAUAAAAGUGGGUCACGUCUAAGGAAAAUCCUCGCGCACUCCGUUCGAAACGCAACAAGGUGAAAAUCGUUUACACGCCGCGAAGAUAAAAGUAAAACCCCCCGCUUCUGCUGCUUGGAAGGUGUUCAAACCGGCUGUCAGUCAACGCCGUCGCCGCCAAUUUGCCAAACCUACAUCGGACGUCGGAAGCGAGCGUUGCCGCCGAAUCGAAAAUGUCCACCUCGUCGAUCGGCCGCGAGGAGGAGCGAAAACCGCUCAUGGAGGAAUUCUACCGGCAGCGGCGAAUACUGCUCGGGUGCACUCUGCUGAUCGGUCUCGCUGUGAUAGUGUGGAUCGUUGCCAUCUCCACCGAUCAUUGGUUCAUCGUAACAGGUGGUCAAGGCAUUUUCAUACCGGAAACCAGGCGGUAUUUCAAAUCAUCACAUUCAGGGCUGUGGAAAAUAUGUCGAUACGGAGUGACGCCGACGAUUCUGGCCCACUCCAAUGCCACCCGCAAUUUCACCACCCUCUCCUACAUCAACGAGAACCGUAUCGACAACAUGAAAAAGACACUCUCCAAGGAGGACUACAUUAAAGACUUCAUCACCGAGGAUCUGCGGUUGGACAACCUGACCGAAAUCGACGACAACUUCCGGCGGCACCUGUUCGCCUACUGGAUCAAAGACGACAUGGAAAACUUCAACGCGCUCAAGAGCGUGUACCACGAAAUGACUUCGCGCCACAGCCAGCAGGAAAGCGUUUCCGCCCAAAAGUUGAAAAAUCCGCCCCUGAUGAUGCUAGAUCCGACGGACGUUAGCUCGCUCAAGGAAACGGUUGGCGUGUCAGGUGCGCUAACGACGGUCACGAUAAACUCGACGGAAAUUAACGUCCUGGUGCCGCAAACGUUACGGGAUGCCCUGUUCGACGAAUGGGAACACAAAGCGGGGGUGAUAUAUCUGCUGUGGAGCUUCUCGAAGGCGAUGGACAUCCAACCGUUCAUUACCAGCCCGGACGGCACCAAGUACAUCAUUAGGCCACCGUUGCCACCGAAAAAGGGACGCAUCGGAAAUGGAUACGAGUACGUUCCGUUCAAGAAAUGUAAACUUCAUGAUCUCUUUCCCACCGAGGAAACCAUCCGGCAGGAUCCGUCGAUAGACGACGAAAUUCUAGAAAGUGGAGAUUUUUUCUACGAACCCGAGUUUGAUUCCGAAGACUACAGCCGUACGGAAGCGUCGUUCGCCUGCAUCACGCUGUUCAUCAUGGUGAUGGGAUUCGUCUUCUCCGUUUACACCUUCCUGAACCCGCGGUACAUGUUCAAGCGAUUAGCAGGUGGCAUCCACUUCAUUUCGGCGGCUACAAGCAUCGUGGUCAUUCAGGUCCUCAUAGCGUCCGUUGAGUACGAAAAGGAAAACAUAACCUAUACCUUCCCGAAAGGUGCCAAAUCUAGCUAUGGAUACGGAUUCUUUCUGGCGUGGUCGGUGUUCCUGUCCAAUCUCUACGCCGGACUGGCCUUCAUGUGGUACUCCAAGAAAAAGAAGGGCAACAAAGCUGCCACCGAGGAACUCGGUAUGGCCGACGAGCCCAUCAACAUCGGACGAUAAGUGAGCUAUUGUUGCUCAGUUUACCCUCGAAUGCCAAAGUUAGAACCGAAAACAAUAAAUAGGUACUAAAACAUACACAAGCACACAACUUUCGAAUCAAAUUGUUGCAAUUUACCUUAAGAAUUGACAGCGUUUCACGUGAAAAAUGACCAAACAAAACUUUACAAUUUGUGGUACUUAGACAAACGCUGCGCUUUACUUCACUCAUCAAAUUUUUCGCAUUCUAAAUUUAUCAAUAAAUUUCAAAUUACAAUUGUAUCGUUUCCAAUAAUUCACGUUAAGCAAGUGCAAAGACAUACAAAAAAAAUGUAAAUAUGUUUUUUUUUUAAUUCUCUGUGUAGGUUAAGCGACGAUUAAUGAAGAAUCGUUCAAAAUGUUGCAAUUUUCCGUUUGCUAGUAAUACAACACACACAUAUUUAAACAAACACGUUUUCAGAUUAAUAAUAACAGCCAAUACUCAGUCCCAAUCGACCGUCGAACAAAAUAAACAAGACAUUUUUGUAAUGACACGCGUUUACCUACUUCAUUGCGAAUAUCUCUGUAUCAAUAACUCUACGAUUUGUUAUCUCUUUUUAUUUUUUAACUGUUACUCGAAAUAAACAUUAUUCUACGAAU